UGUCUUAAUUUUGGCGCGGGUUAUUGUUAGAAAUGCCAAAAUUAAACACUUAAAUAUACCUUUGAUUUCCAUAAUUUUGAUAAAAAUGGGGACGUAAGUUGUCAACUAUUUAUUCUAGAUGUAAGUGGUACUAGUACCAUAUAUUUCAUGUCCUCGGAUUCCAAUCUAUCUGCAAAUAACACAGAACUAGUGUCAUGUAGGGUUGUCAAAGAUGAACGGAGAAACACCAAGUGUUCCCAUAACAACGUUGGCGGGCAUAUCAAGUCUCACAGACUUGUUGCCACAACUGCCACUUCCUACGCCAUUGCCGCAGACUAUGCACAAUAAGAGUUUGUUGUAUAGUCAAAAGAUAGCUGAUGAUGCGUCCAAGAUUUUGGCAACAAGAGAUGAUAAACUGUCUCAGCAGCUGGCACAGGCAUUGCAGCAGACUUCAACUGAUCAUAUAGAACUGAAAGACAACCUUGCUUCUGAUUCUAUAGAGGGAGAUAUUCCAGCAUUGUUGAAGUCUGUUUUGGCAAAGGAUCCAAAUGUUUUCAGUAUAGGAAAAGUUUGUGAUGGAAUUUUACCACGAGCUGCCACACAUGGAAACAAACAGCAUGGACACACUAUUCCACAACCAUUAUCACAGUCAUUACCACAUAGUAGUCAUCAACAAAAAUGUAUAUCAAAUCAACUACAUCAACCCAGCUCUCAAACACAUAGUAACACACCACAACAUACCAGUUCACAUUAUCAACAAGAAUUUACUUCAUUUUCUCAGAAACAGUAUCCAACUUCAGCAACUAUAAAUGGAGACUGUUACCUAUCAGAUGGCAUGUUGCUGUCAGAGUCUCAAUCACAAAGAUCAAACAGCAGGGAACAAAGCAAGUUGGCAGCAACAUCUCCAGCACAAGCAACUUCUGCUGAGAAGUGUGCACGAGAACAAGUUACUCAACAGCCAUCGUCAUCUGUGCCCCAUCACAGUCAAAGUGAAUCGGCGAAGCUGCAUCGCAGUAAUAGACGCUCAAGGAGACAUUCAAAUUCAAUGUUUAUUCUUGAUGAUCAGACUGGGGCCACUAUGGAAAUGGAUCGGUCAGAAACCCCUCCACCAAAAACUAAAUCCUCAGUAACUAGUGAUACACCAAGAACAAAGCAAAAGAAGUCUGAAGCUACAAAGAAGGCUGGUGGUCUUGUUGUGUUGUUGGAACCACUUGAUGCUGCUACAUUGAAAACCAUUCAUGCAACAGGUGGCACAGAUGAAAUGCUGUGGAAUGGAGACCAAUUGUCAUCCCAAGAUAUUAACAGGAAAGUGAAAAAUGUUUCUGAGGUUGAUUCUACUAAGCGAAGGAACAUGGUUCGUGAUGCUGAUGGAGGACUGCGUUUUAAUUUGGUGCGUUCGGAGAAAGAAAGGGGAUUUUCAGCCAGACUGUCACGGCAUCGGCGAGGAGAGAGAACCGAUGAUAGACAUCGAAGUUCAAAAAGAAAGCGGUGUUCUGUUUCGAGUGAGGAAGAUGAAAUUGUGGAAAUGGAAAUACCAGAAGAAGAUGAAGAAACAUAUGCUGCUAGGAAGAGAAAAAAGGAAAAGAGACAAAAAAGAAGUGCUUAUGUGCAUCUAAGUGUAGAUGAACUAUUAGACAGUCCAACUUUUAAUAAGUUGACACGGUGCAUGGACUAUGUUUUUGAUAGUGCCGAUGAAGUCAAUUUUGCCAAAAUUGAUAUCAAUGAUGAUGAGCAGGAAUGUCCUACUGAAACAUUAAUUGCCAAAGGGACUUUGGCAGACAUUUGUGGAGAAGCUGCUAAAUUGAAAUCCAUGGGCGUUUUAAACCAGAUACCUCCAGACAGGCUAGUCAAACUGCUGACCAUUUUGCAGUGGAAUAUCAGAGAUGGUGUCAGGCUUACUCCUAAUGUAACCCAGGGGGAAGAUGACAUUGAAGAAGAAAAAUUAUGGAGGCAGUUAACAAUGGAACGCAUCAUGAGAAGUAUGGAUGCGUGUCUGUCUGCAAUACAUGUGAUGACGUGUCGUGAUAUGCCAAAACAAGUUUACCUUGAAGAUGUCAUUGAAAGAAUGAUUCUCUUUGGAAAGUUCCAGCUCCACAAUACAGUGUAUCCAGAGUUCGAUCCAGUGUACAGGAUAAAUGCAAAAGAUAAAGAUGGCUACCACGGCAGUCUGAAACAGAAGAGAGCCAGAGCUGUGACAGUGAAACACAAAUCAACAAUAUCAUUGUAUAAUAAACUCUGUGAUCUGGUUAGCAGCUUGGCGGAAUUGUUGGAGAUUCAGGAACUUACUGAUACCAUUAUUCUUCAGGUUUCCACACUGGGAGUGUCGACAUUCUUCGUUGAAAAUAUCAGUGAACUUCAGCUUAGUGCAAUGAAAUUAGUAACGACAAUUUUUUCAAGAUAUGAAAAACACAGGCAGCUUAUUCUGGAAGAUAUCUUUGCAAGUUUAGCCAGGCUUCCAUCCAGUAAAAGAAAUCUUCGGAAUUAUAGGUUGAAUUCUGAAGAAUCCAUUCAGAUGGUAACUGCUCUGGCUUUACAGUUGAUUCAGUGUGUUGUUAAGCUCCCCACACAAUCUGAAAAUGAAAACAAACAAGCGGAAGAACAAGAUAAAGAAAAAGAAAAAGACAAAGACAAAAAGUCAAAGAAAGGAUCGGCAUCUGGUGACGUGGUGAUAGUGACAUCAUAUGAGACCGCCAUGAGAACAGGAUAUAAUUUCCUUUCAGUUUUCUUGAAAAAGUGCACAACAAAAGGUGAAGAAGAUUACCGACCCAUGUUUGAGAAUUUUGUACAGGAUUUGUUGUCUACAGUGAACAAACCAGAAUGGCCAGCUUCAGAGUUGCUUCUCAGUCUUUUGGGCAGAAUUCUGGUCCAGCAGUUCAGUAACAAAUCCACAGACAUGUCUCUGAGAGUUGCUUCUUUGGAGUACCUGGGAAUAGUUGCUGCAAGAUUACGCAAAGAUGCUCUCAGCAGUCAAUUGAAUCCUGAUGUUAUUGAAGACAUUGCACACAAGGUCAAUGAAGAUGAAGAAGAGGAAGAUGAAGGGAACAAGAAAAAGAAAGAAACGAUGGAUACAACACAGAGUCUGCAAGAAGCAAUGCUUACAUAUCUGUCUUACAAUGCUCAAAAUGAUCCUUCGUUAUUGUUUUCCAGGCAGUUCUACAUAGCUCAGUGGUUCAGGGAUGCCAGUGUAGAGGCAGAAAAGCAAACAGCUCACGAAGCUGACUUUGAUGAAACAGAGGCAGAGAUGACAACAGAAGUGAUGCAGAAUGUGGAAAAAAGAACAAGUUUUUUGAUGUCUCAAGUAGCAAUAAGCAAUAAACCAUUUUCUAAUAUCAGACCUUCACCAAGCAAACUUGACUAUGAGAGUGCCUGUCUUGUUGCCCGGUAUCUGUCAUCCAAACGACCGUUUGCCCAGAGCUUUGAUAUCUACUUGACACAGAUUUUGAAAGUGCUGAGUGAAACAUCUGUUGCAGUCCGAACUAAAGCCAUGAAAUGUUUAACUGCAGUAGUUGAAGCAGAUCCAGGAAUUCUUGCACGGUCUGACAUGAAGAGAGGAGUGCAUGGUCGAUUCCUGGAUCAGUCCACAUCUGUCCGAGAAGCUGCCAUAGAACUUCUUGGAAAGUUCAUCCUUAUCCGUCCCGAACUCAUUCCACAAUACUAUGACAUGUUGUCAGAAAGAAUACUGGACACAGGCAUCAGUGUGAGAAAACGUGUGAUAAAAAUUUUCAAGGAUAUUUGUAUAGAGCACCCAGACUUUAACAAAAUUCCAGAAAUGUGUGUGAAAAUGAUAAGACGGGUCAAUGAUGAAGAAGGCAUAAAGAAACUGGUCAAUGAGGUUUUCAUGUUGAUGUGGUUUUCUCCGAUCAGCACGAGAGAGAAAGAUUCAGCAAAACUUGUUCAGAAAGUUUUCAAUAUCACAGAUGUGGUUGCUGCCUGUAAGGACACAGGUUAUGAAUUCUUUGAACAAAUGCUUGACAAUCUACUGAAAAAGGACGAAAAUGGUCAUUGUAACAAAAGUGCUACUCUUGCCUGUCAACAGAUUGUAGAUUGCCUCGUAGAAAAUGUUCUCACAAUAGAUGAAAAAAGUGGUCAGAUGCCCGAGGAAAAGUCAGCUAACAAUCGACUUGUGUCGUGUCUUUCAACAUUGUAUUUAUUCAGCAAAAGCAAACCUGAACUGUUGGUCAAAUAUGGAACAACGUUGCAACCAUAUUUAGAUAUCAAAUGUAGUACUCAGGGUGACUACCUAGUAUUACACUACAUAGCACGGAUCCUGGAGGCGGUGGUUCCACUGAUGGACCAUCCUAGUGAAUUAUUUCUUGCCCAACUUGAAGAAGACAUGAUGAAGCUGAUCCUCAAGCAUGGUAUGAUGGUGCUGCAGAGUUGUAUUAGUUGUCUUGGUGCAGUUAUAAAUAAUGUUAGCCACAACUACAAACUCGUCAAGGAUUGCUUUCAGAAGUUCUUUGGUGUGUUGACGAAGUUGAUGGCCGACCACACAGAAGAUCCACACAAUCCCACACUGAGGGCUCGGAGACCGAUGUUAUUACGUGCCAUGUAUACAGUCGGUCUUUUGUGCAGGGAGUUUGACUUUGAUCACAAGGACAUGGGUGAAACAAAGGUUUGUGUCAAGGACCGGGUUUUUGAUGUUCUCGUGUACUUCAUGCAUCACGAGGAUGAAGAUGUGAAACACAUAACACUUACAGCAAUAGGUUUUCUGGUGACCCAUCAUUAUGAGUUUAUGUUGGGAAAAACUUUGAAAGACAUGUACUAUUCCUACUUGGGAGACAAAGAUGCUCCAGUCAAACUUCGAUGCCAGGUUUUGAAAAACUUGCAGUGUUAUUUGACAGAUGAGGAAGUCAGAAUGUCCAAAUCUGAUGCUGAUUGGAAGAAACAUGCCAAGCAGGAAGAUCUGAAAGAAAUGGGUGACGUUCAGUCUGGUAUGGCCAGUACAGUUAUGCAAAUCUACCUGAAACAAGUCCUUGAAUCCUUCUUCCAUGAACAGUCCCAAGUUCGAAUGGCAGCUCUCAGUGUUAUAAUUCUUAUUCUCAAACAGGGACUCGUACAUCCUGUACAGUGUGUGCCAUAUCUCAUCAGCAUGGGUUCAGAUCCUGAGCCAGCAAUAAGGGUAAAAUCAGACCAACAUCUGGAGGAAAUAGAAAAGAAAUACCCUGGUUUCACUCAUAUGAAGGCAUUGCAAGGAUUGAAAACGUCGUUCAGGCUACAAGAGGUGCUACAUGCUCGUCAAAAAGAAGAUGGGCCGAUCCGUGGCAUGCGUUAUCAAGACGAUGGAGCCUGCCAGAGCCUCAACUCAUUCCUCUACACCGUUCUCCGAGUCAACAGGCAGCAUAGACGAGGGCUCUUGACGUCGCUUCUCAACCUUUUUGAUGAUUCUGCAAGGAUUAGCCUGAAGGAACAGUUGUACAUAGCGGACAAUCUAGCGUUUUUUAAUUACCAAACCCAAGAUGAGCCAUUGUUUGCGAUACACCAGAUAGACAUCAUUGUGUCAGUAACAGGAUCAAAUCUCUUACAAUCUUUCAAGGAGGCAUUGAAUCCAAGAAAGUCUCCCAGCCCAUCCAUGAAUGGCAAUGUAGAAAAUGGCAUACUUUAUAAUGGAGACAGUUUACUAGAAGAACCAAUGGAACAACCAGAUGAACCAGAUAAACCAGAACAGCCGAACAGGUCAACAGAACCAGAAGAGGAGAAACCACAAGAUGAAUCAGCACCGAAACCUCCAGCCCCAACAACCAGUCAGAAGGUGGAAGAUGAUGAUGACGAUGAUCCUGAUUCAUUAUUAAAAAAGCUUCCUGAAGACAUUACAGCUCUUAAGGAAGUCCUCAAGUUGUCUCAGGGAUGUGUAUUGUUGCUUGUCUUGAAGCAACAUUUAAAAGAUUUGUAUGGCUUUACAGACAGCAAAAUCUACAAGUAUUCUCCGUCGGAGUCUACAAAAGCAUAUGAUAAACAAGUUAGUCGGAAGAUUAAUGCAAAGUUCAACCCUCAGCACACGAUAGAGGUGAUAAUGGGGGAAAAGACUCAAGUGACAGAUGAAGAUGAAAAAAGACAGAAAUUGGUUGACGACUAUUUUGAAUUCCGAGAUCUGAUGAUGAGCAUUGAUCCUAUGGAAGAGGAUGACAGUGGGGAUGAAAAGAGUUCAGGGCGGGGGACUCCUGUUCCGGGCUCUGGGAGAACCGCAGAUGGAGCACCAGUUGAAGUCGGGGAAGACGGAAAACCAAUUCAUCCUGAGGCUGGCGAUGGUACAGCAGUUUCAGGGGAUUCUACAGUUACUCCUGUUCCUACAUCAGCUUAUUCAUAUGCAUAUACAAUGCCUCAACGUGUGCACAAACCUCAUAGUGAAAGGAAAAAACGUUCUUAUACGCCACAUAAAACUCCCAAAUCAACAUCAGUAUCAAAAACACCCACAACAAAAAAGAAAGAAAAGAAAAAGCGACGUAGGAAACGAUAUGGUAGUGACAGUGACGAUGUUGACAGUGAUGAAGACCCCGAUUUUAUCCUAUAAUGUUGUUUUAUUGCUGCCAUUGUUUUAUUCAGAUGUUUUAUUUACUGUUUUAUCAUGUGCAUAACAUUGAGCAGAGGACAGUCUACUAAGCUGCUGUGUGUUAUGUGCAUUGUUAAAUCAUUGUCAAGAAAGCUGUGACUUUUUACCGAGUUUAUCAUUUACACAAAGGGGAUUGGGGGAAAUCCUUUUAGCAUCCACUUUAACUUGUAAAUUUAUGUUGAUCAUCAUGUAUAUGUCUCAGUCAUAUAUCAUCUAUCACUCUUGUCAUGUAUAUUGAGGUCCUUCAUGUAUAUUUAUUGACGAGGUUUUAUAUUUGAAAUGACUUUUGUUUAUCGUUCAUGCUGGUGUGUACCAAUAGGAUCAUUCAUUCAUGGAUGUUCCCCCAUCUGACAGCUCAUUAAGUAUCACUGAAGUAACAGUCCACCAAAAAAAUAAAUUAUGUUGAUUUAUGCAUUGACAUGACACUUUUUUUUCUUUUAAUUAUUAUUGUUAUUUUUUUAUUCUUACCUAUCCAGCAUUUAAAAAUUAAAACAAAUUAUAAGCAGUGCUUUGAAAUUUUAACCAAAGUUUUUACUACUAAAGUUUAUAAAUUCUUUAUGAUGGAUUCAGCUGCCUAGGAACAAGAAUGAUAUGAAGUUCAAAGUAGAUUUUACUAUACUGGGAGCUUUUCCAUAUAAGUAUGGAUUAAGUAUUUGACAGUCCUUGUUAAAGUGCAGUAGAUCUGGAGAAAAAAAUAAUACAAGGACAAACUAUUGACACUGUUCAUAUGAAAUUGUUACCAAAAUUAUGUGGAAAGUUUUUAAAUGGAUUACAAGGGAUCAAAUGCUUUUUACUUAGUUUUGCAGCUUUUAUAAUCACAGAUUUUUAAAAUGGCAGGAACAAAUUACAGACUAGAAAAAACUAAAUAGAUUAAUUUUGAAUUUUCUAGUAUGUCGUGAAUUAAUCAAAAAUGUAGAAGAAACAAGUAAUUUGUUUUGGCUUGCCAUAUGUUGUGAAUAGUCAAAAGCAGUUAAGGGUGUAUCAGUUAAUUGAAUAGUUUCUACAUGGUCCAAGUUCAGAUGACACUUGCAGAUCAGCAGUGUUCUGAAAUGGUGUAAACCCAAACUUUACCUGUUAGUAUUUAAUCAAUGGAAUCAAAGGUCCUGUGUUUAUCUUGCCUACCAGAUGUAACUGAAGUGAGAUGGUUUAUUCAAGGGAAGAGACUAACACACUGCAUAAUGUCAUUGAAAAAUAUGACAUCACUAGCCAGUAUAUUUAUUAUUUUAUAUAGAGUGUAUAUUUGGGACAUCACUACAGGAACAUUAAACAUUAAAACAUUUUAGUUUGGAUUUAUAUUUGAUUACACAUCGUAGAAAUUUGUUGUGUUAAAAGCAUAUAAACUUUGUUGUUUUUAUGUUAUAAGUUAUAAUUACCAGGUAGGCAAGAAAAAUAAUUAUUUUUGUGUUGGAGACUGGGUUAUUCCAACUAUUUAUAUAAAACUGCUUUGUCUAAAAUGAGCCUUGUAUAUCUUGGGUUGGGAUUUCCCUCCAUCUCCAACAAGCAGGAGUGGUAGAUUCUCUUUAUAUUUUUAACCCAUGAAAAAGAUUAUUAUUCUAAAUACUAUUUAUCUUUGAUAGAUAAAUAGAAGAAGAAAAAGUUGUUGAAGCUGAUAAAGCUUAGAUUUGGUGUAGAUUAGCUCAAACAAAAGAGGCUGCUACUUAAAGAUAUUUUAUCGCUCAUUUUUAAAACAAUGAAAACUCUUUUACACAAAGUUAUUUGGAUGUUAUUUGGUCCCAUGUAAAUGCUUGCAUUGAUGAAGUAUACUAUUGCAUCAAGCUGAACGUCUUCAAAUAACCUGUGAAUAAAGCAUUUUCAAAGUCUGAAGUUAUGAAUAGGGCCUCAAUGAUGGAUACUUGUUAUGUUUGUACACACCAUGUACCAUACAAUAUUGCUAAAAUGAAGAUAAUGUAACUUCCAUAGGUACUGUUUUGAUGCAAGUAAGAUUUACUAUGAAAAAAUUGUUACUUUUUGAAGGACAUUUUCAGCAGACUUAUGUAAAUGUGAUAUACUAUUAUGUAUAGAAUUAUUUGACAAUAACUACGUUAAUUUAAACCGGUCACCAUCACUGUGACAUACUAUGCAUUUUGUUGCAUUGGGUUUUUUGCAGUCUUUUGUAUUGUUGUUUAUUAAUAUGAAGUCAGGAACAGGACAUUGUGACAUCAUUAUUUCAGCUUUGUAAACAACACAUUUGUGACAGUCAUUUGUUUUUGUGUGAUAUUUCACUUAUAGCAAAUUGUCUGACAACUAUAAAUGUGUGAGAUUGCAUUAGAAAAAAAGUUUUUGAAAAACCCAAAAUUGUCCCAUUUACUAAAAAUGGAUCUGAAUUGAAAAUAUAGUAAGCUAGCAGAUAUUUAUUGUAUAUGCAACUGGAAUGAAGUUGCUACAGUGUCCUGCUGACAAUGUUUCCUGGCAGUUUUUCAGUAGCGUCAGAAGAAAGUGACCAUCGUAAAAAUAAACCUUUGGAAAGCGUUAAAAACUACCUAGCUAAACAUUUUGUAAUUUGUUAGCUCAACAAUGAUUUGUGUGGGAAACAAACUGGUUCAUGCUAUUUCUUAUAAAAUUUUAAGAUCUGCUAUUCAUAUAGCUCAUGAUCUGAACUGAAUGGAGUAUUGUACCACCAUGACAAAACUAACCACUAACCAUUAAAUCUGUCAACUGAGGUAUGCUACAGGACAGCAUGCUUAAACCAUAGAUGGAUAUAAGCAUGAAAAUAAAUUGAGAUGAAAUGAAAAGGGAUAAUUUUAAUUGUACAGUUGCUUCCAAGAAGACUUGUGGACUAAAGAUGAAGAUUCAAGGUCAUUUUAAAAUCCCUCAUCUUUAUCAUUUGUAACAAUAUCACAUUUUAUUAAAUUGAAACAUUUUAUAAGGGAAGGCUGCAUUUGAAAGAAAAAGAUUGUUGCUUCUUUUUGUUCUUUUUCUUUUAACACUCAAAUUUUAAAAAUUAAUAUUGGAACUACAUGUAUAACACAUUUCAUGUAGAUAGGAUUGGGUUUGCAGGGCGGUAAAUAUUUUUAUUUUUAUUUUGUGAAAUGGGUGAUUAUUUCACAUUUUGUGCAUUCUGUGAUUAGUGUAUUCUAUUACAAUAUAAAACGAGGGUUUAUCAUGAACUGAUAAACAUAUAUAUUUAGUGUUGAAAACUUUUUAAUGAUAAAACCAAAUUACAUUUAUAAACAAUGCUUGCUUGCAAAAAGAACGACCAUGGCCCAUUUCCAGUAACUUAUCACAAAUAUGUACUGUCAAACUUAGGCUAUGAACUGCAGACUAAAUGACUGGUAUUUAGCCUUUAAUUGUUACUGUAAGACUACAUUUGAAUGGUAACUAUGUUAGGUAAAACCAUGUUUGAUGUUCAAAUGUUGAAAACGGUAAAAGUUACGUAAAACACAUUGGGCUUAAUAAAUUAAAAAUGGACAGUCUGAAUUAGGUUUACAAUUUGUAAAAUAUAUUGGCCAGAAAUCAUUAAUUAGAAAUAGUAAUACUGCAAAUUUUGGUGAACAGCCUGUGUUAUUACCAUUAUCAUUGUUCAGGUGACCUGGCAGUGUGAAUGUAAAACUUCUUGUCGGAUCAGGUGUUAGUAAUAAUGUUUUUGAACAAUGGUUGUGUGAAAGAUUAUGACCUAGAUUGUUAAUGGGCAUGCUUAUUAAAAGCACUGGAGUUUAGGCUUAUAGUAACCGAUAUAGAAUUAUCAUUGGUGGAUGAGUUUGUACACCAGUAAUAUUUUGGUAAUGCCCUUGAAUGUGAUAAUAGAAAUGGUUUCAUCUAUGCUGUAAGUAUUAAGUUAUUAUUUUAUAUUUUAAAAAGAUAUAUUGAACACUUUUAUUACUUCUAAAUACUGCAAAAUGAACCUCCUCCUUUGGUGCUAUAGUCCAGCACCUAAUUCAGUGAAAAUUCAUAUGCAUUCAUAUGGAAUACAUCAUCAUGGUAUUUAUAACUUACGUCAUUAAAUUUCAUGAAAUGAA
Gigantopelta aegis is the source of this 10482-nucleotide messenger RNA. RefSeq names its product nipped-B-like protein. Gene Ontology annotation, molecular function: chromatin binding. Gene Ontology annotation, cellular component: Scc2-Scc4 cohesin loading complex. The transcript is spliced from 49 exons. NCBI's taxonomy places the organism in Eukaryota, Metazoa, Mollusca, Gastropoda, Neomphalida, Peltospiridae. Gene Ontology annotation, biological process: establishment of mitotic sister chromatid cohesion; establishment of protein localization to chromatin; regulation of gene expression. The coding region runs from base 212 to 6487 and encodes 2091 amino acids. The record is from RefSeq and is a predicted model, not a curated record.